AUGCCGUCAAAUCUCUUAGGUGUUUAUGCAGGUUUGCAUUGUUGUGAGAUUGUGGCGGGUAAUCUUCUAGGGAGAGAAGUUAUGCCGUCAGAUCUCUUGUGUUGUGAGGUGCAUAGAGAUGCAUCGGUUGUGAGGUUAAAGCACGGCUAUGCCGCUAAACCUCGAGUGCAUACUAACAUGGUGGUGCUUAAAGGCCCAUGUGUUGAGUAUGGCUCCGGUGUGGUGAGGAUCUGGAUGGCUAUGCCAUCAGAUCUAUUUUGUGGAGGUUCUAGUUGGUAA
Molecule: messenger RNA, 279 nt
Organism: Microthlaspi erraticum
Lineage: Eukaryota; Viridiplantae; Streptophyta; Magnoliopsida; Brassicales; Brassicaceae
Source: the annotation of a GenBank genome assembly